Camelina sativa (false flax) is the source of this 2064-nucleotide messenger RNA. Its product is annotated as protein DETOXIFICATION 42. Gene Ontology annotation, cellular component: membrane. Gene Ontology annotation, molecular function: xenobiotic transmembrane transporter activity; antiporter activity. Gene Ontology annotation, biological process: transmembrane transport. NCBI's taxonomy places the organism in Eukaryota, Viridiplantae, Streptophyta, Magnoliopsida, Brassicales, Brassicaceae. The record is from RefSeq and is a predicted model, not a curated record.
CUUUGGUGAUUGACAUUAACCAAACUUUUAGUGAUAUACAAUUUGUGGUUAUAAACAACUUUCUCUUCUUUAAUCUCUUCUCUGAUCAUUCUUCUUUAAUUUCUUAAAUUUUUUUCAGCCUUUGAUCGAAAGCAGAAUUGUUAUUAGAACAAAUUUUGUUAUUUCUGAAACCCUCUAGUUAUCUGGAGGCGACAACAAAAUUGGAGUUUGAGUUUGACUUAAAGUCAUCAAUAAUUUGAAUUACUAAGGCGCAUCUCUCUAAUGAAUUGUCACCUACCUAACCGAGAAUCAUUUACUUUGCUAGAUUCUGCAUUCAGAUUCUUAUAUGUACCUUGUGAAGCUUGGAGACUCAAGAGGAAGCUUCAGUAACAUCUCUUAAUGAUGUCUGAAGAUGGAUACAACAUAGAUUUCCCAAGAAACCCUCUUCACAUCUUCUUUAGUGAUUUCAGGUCAGUUUUGAAAUUUGAUGAGCUUGGUUUGGAGAUAGCACGAAUAGCUUUACCCGCAGCACUUGCUUUAACAGCUGAUCCUAUUGCAUCUCUAGUUGAUACAGCCUUUAUAGGCCAAAUUGGUCCUGUAGAGCUUGCUGCAGUUGGAGUCUCUAUAGCUUUGUUCAACCAAGUUUCAAGAAUCGCUAUUUUCCCACUCGUUAGCAUCACAACUUCAUUUGUAGCAGAGGAAGAUGCUUGUAGCUCUCAGCAAAACACAGUCCAAGAUCAUAAAGAAUGUAUUGAAACUGGUACUAACAACAAUACAACGGAAGAAACUCAAGAAUUGAUUCCUGAAAACAGUAAAGAUUCUUCAUCAGAUGAAUCUAAAGCAGUCAGUAGUAUCUUUAGUGUUAGUAAACCUCCAACCAAGAAACGAAACAUACCAUCAGCUUCAUCUGCUUUAAUCAUUGGAGGCUUUCUCGGCCUUUUUCAAGCCGUGUUUCUUAUAUCCGCAGCCAAACCUCUCUUGAGUUUCAUGGGAGUUAAACACGAUUCUCCAAUGCUAAGACCUGCUCAGAGAUAUCUAUCUCUUAGAUCACUUGGUGCACCUGCUGUUCUACUCUCACUUGCGGCACAAGGCGUUUUCCGCGGAUUUAAAGACACAACAACUCCGUUAUUCGCUACUGUGAUUGGAGAUGUCACAAACAUAAUUCUCGACCCGAUUUUCAUAUUCGUUUUCCGUCUAGGCGUAACAGGAGCAGCCACUGCUCAUGUUAUAUCCCAAUACCUUAUGUGUGGAAUACUCUUGUGGAAACUGAUGGGUCAAGUUGAUAUCUUGAACAUGAGUACCAAACAUCUUCAGUUCUGUAGAUUCAUGAAAAAUGGCUUUCUUUUGUUGAUGAGAGUAAUUGCGGUAACAUUCUGUGUGACUCUUUCCGCGUCACUAGCUGCACGAGAAGGAUCAACUUCCAUGGCAGCUUUCCAAGUUUGCUUGCAGGUCUGGUUAGCUACUUCUCUUCUUGCAGAUGGAUUCGCCGUCGCUGGCCAGGCAAUACUAGCGAGCGCGUUUGCCAAAAAGGACUACAAAAGAGCUGCAGCUACCGCUUCUCGUGUACUGCAGUUGGGAUUGGUUCUCGGCUUUCUUCUCGCGGUUAUACUUGGAGCAGGACUGCAUUUUGGAGCAAGAGUAUUUACAAAAGACGAUAAAGUUUCACACCUAAUUAGCAUAGGACUUCCGUUUGUGGCAGGAACACAACCAAUAAAUGCCUUAGCGUUUGUGUUCGAUGGUGUCAACUUUGGAGCAUCUGAUUUCGGUUACGCAGCAGCUUCACUAGUAAUGGUGGCUAUAGUUAGCAUCUUGUGUUUGCUCUUUCUCUCAUCGACUCAUGGGUUUAUUGGACUUUGGUUUGGUCUCACCAUCUACAUGAGCCUUAGAGCAGCAGUUGGAUUAUGGCGGAUUGGGACAGGAACAGGACCUUGGUCUUUUCUUAGAAGCUGAUGAAGAAGGAUUUUAAAGGGAGGAGCAUGUUUUUAAUUGUUCUUAAAACCUUUACUGAGGUUGUAACUAAAUAAAUAAAUAACAAAGAGUAUUAGUCUGGAGAUAUAAAUAAUGCUAAGCGAUUUUACUGCUGCU